Vitrella brassicaformis is the source of this 2005-nucleotide messenger RNA. Lineage: Eukaryota; Vitrellaceae. The record is from the annotation of a GenBank genome assembly.
AUGGCUGGCCAUGGCUGCAGGCAGCAGAGAGCAGUCAGCCACAUAGCGGUCCAGCGCCACUCGCACAGGUGACUGACUGACUGAUUGAGUGACAGCAACGCAUACGCAUAUCCAAACACAACAUCUGCUUGUGUGGCUCACCGAUAUACAGCGGGUUAGGCAACAUCUUGCAGUCCGAGGCCGUCAGGGGUGCUCUGCCACAGGUUGGCUGGCGCAACCAGCCACUGGGUGGGUAUUGAUGUGCUCUGGGUGUGCCUGCAGCACCAGAACAACCCACAAAAGCCCCCUCUUGGAUUGUAUGCAGAACAGAUAUCCGGCACAGGUGGGUGGGAUCACCAACUCCCUCGUCACUGAGGGCCCCGCGGACAAUGAAUGUUGUGUUUUGCUUUGCCAUUCCUCUUUACACCUUGAUUGCUGGGCCCCUCACCGGCAAGCAGCCUUCACAGGUGGGAGGAGAAGACGCUUCACUGAACGUUUUGAUUUCCUCUCAUCCUGUGUCGUGUCAGUGCCUCGCUCGCAGAAUAAGUGGGCCUGGUUCUAUCGACGUCAACCAAGCGUGCAGCACGGACCAGUUCGGUAAACGAUAACACAGUCCGGGGGGUAAGAAUUGUCACUCCGGCCGUGUCACCCGUGUGUGAGCUGACUGGCUCUCCCUCUUGGUGUUUCUGUGCGUGCCUGCCUUAGGUACACGCUCUACAAACGUGAUGGCGAGAGCGAUAACCCGCCUUUGGUGUUUCCCAUUCAGCUCCGCUGGUCCAUCAUUAAUUACCUCAACAGCUGAUGCACAAAUGGUUCAAACUGCGCUAAGCAUUCGUGAUCGCGUAUCGUAGGUCUCCCAUCCCAAUACCGGACGAGGGAGUGGACUUCGUCGAUGGAUUGCGGGCUGUCGCAAGGAGCGGCACGGGUGCAACAGCUUGCAUCUACACCGUCAACAAGGUAAGUCACGUGUCCGGGCAAGACACGUGGCACAUCCGCGUUUUUUGUGCCUUGUCUGGUUGCAGUCUAUGUCCACCGAGCGUCGCUUCUACACCGACACCGACUCCGAGCUCCUUCUGGUCCCACAGGGAGGUCAGCCGCUCAGGACACUUGGGAGGCCGACACUGUGUCUGUCGGUUUCCAUACAGGUCGCCUUCUGAUUCGGACGGAGUUCGGGGAGUUGCAUGUCGGACGGCUGGAGAUAUGCGUCAUACCACGGUAGGAGACAGCAGACGCUGGCCGGACCUCCCAUGCUUGUUCCCUUCUUUGCAGGGGUGUCAAAUUCCAGGUGGAUCUCAUUGAUGCUACUGCCAGAGGCUAUGGUAUCAAAAGUGCAGCCAAGAGUGCAACGUAUGCUCCCCGAAUGUAUACACAGCCCUCGAGAACCAUGGGACACAGCUUCAGUUGCCUGAGUUGGGAGUCAUUGGAGCGUCGUCAGGGCUUGCCGCGGCAAGGUGAAGAGACAGAAGUCACUGUCGCGCAAGAAGGACAAGCAGCUCCCCCCGCCCAUCUUCUGUCCAGGCACUUCAUAGCCCCGUUGGCACAGUACGAUGAGACGAUCAAUGAGCCCUGCACGCUCAUCACUCGCUUCCAGGUUGGCCAACAGAUGCACCACAUGGAGACUACAGCUGCUUGGUCCGGAGACAUGAUUGUUGUGAUUGUUGUUCCCUGUCAUAGGGCGCGACGUACAUCGGCGAAGCCCGAACAUCCCCCUUUGACGUUGUCGCGUGGUUCGGAAGUCUGUGGCCUUACAAGUACGACCUACGCUCCUUCACAUGCAUCAAGUGGGUCAGCAUGUUAUGUGUAAUGAAUGUUAUGUGUACCGGUAACGAUCUCUACUUUCGUCUCGUUGGUUCAGUUCAGUCACGCACGACCAUCCGGACCCUGUAGGUGCUCGAAUAGCACGUGUGGUGAUAGUGAAUGACCGUACAGCUUGUGUCUAUCCAUGUGCGUGUAGUCCAUCUACACAGGUGAGAAAGGGCUAGGAUACGUCGUCAACGUCCACAUGUGUAUGCGGUGUCAGUGCUGA